Apis florea (little honeybee) is the source of this 1180-nucleotide messenger RNA. RefSeq lists its product as uncharacterized. The record is from RefSeq and is a predicted model, not a curated record. NCBI's taxonomy places the organism in Eukaryota, Metazoa, Arthropoda, Insecta, Hymenoptera, Apidae.
CCAUCAAGUUCUCUGGCCAAAAAUGAACCAUGUACCGCAUUACCUGUACAUGCACAAUACGAUGACGCAAUCCGUGCAUGAGUCAUCGUGCGGCUGCAAAACUUCUUUCACGAUCCUCUCGAUCUUGGCAGCUUCACUUACCUUGCGGUCGAUGGUGGGCAUGAAUUCCAUCACCAGGAAAAUUGGAAAGAUCAUGGGAACGAGCGGCUGGGCUGAUGCCGCGGGAAACAAAUAUUCGUGGAAUCGAAUCGAUCACAGAGCCGGCGACCGGCGCAAGAACCAUCCAUCUAGCAAUUUCACGAUAAGGCACCAAAUUGAUUCCCACGAGGUAUUCGAUGAGAUGACGAAUAACGGUGAGACAGAGGACGAGAAUCACAGUGAAAACGCGCAUCAAUAACGACUCACCCUCUCUGGAUUUAGUGGAGUCUGAUAUAAUCGAUGGAUACCGCUUUCGAUACGUUCUAUCAUGCCUCCGUCAAUACUGCGCGAAUACAUUUCUCUGUACAAUACAACAUCGCGAUGUCGUCCAUUUUAUUUAACCUACCGCCACCAUUCCCCUUUACAUCGCAUUUCAUUCUGUUUGCUUUUCAUAUAAUUAUUAUGCUCAUGCUACGAAUGUUUACCAAUAACCGAAUAUCGAGUAUGGUUUCUUUUUCGAUUCAUAACAGUUAUGCCAAUCGUGAACUCUUGUCAAAUUGGAAAUGAAGAGGUUAGCUUUUUCAUUUUUAUUCGUUUAAAUGAGUCGACGAAUUGAUUGGAAGUGAUAGUGAAAUCUUUAAAUGAAGUGAUUAAACGAAGAUGCAGAAUUUAAAUGCGUAAUUUGUGCGAAUGAUAAUUUUGAAAACAAGAACGAACUGGAUAGAACUCGAAAACGGACGUGUGAUUCGAGAUAUAAAAUGCCGUAUCAAAAUAUUUUUAAUUCAUUUCUAUUUCGAACAGUCUGAUAGAGAUAAGUGCGAGACGAUUCUCUUGUUCCGUUGAUAACACGUUUUUAUAACGUCGUUUCCGUAAUAAGAGUCCAUACCCGAUAUAUUUGACGACGUAUCGUUGUAUCGCGAUGAAACAUAUAGACAUUCUGCUUUUACGUUCAAUCGUUUCUUUUUUCAAUUUCUCAUUGAACGACGAGAUAAAAUGUCUCCAUUCGACAGAAAUCAAUUUAAAUAGUUUUUUUUCAAGCCUU